Messenger RNA from Symphalangus syndactylus (siamang), 6455 nucleotides. Its product is annotated as golgin subfamily A member 8S-like. Gene Ontology annotation, cellular component: Golgi cis cisterna; Golgi apparatus; Golgi cisterna membrane. Gene Ontology annotation, molecular function: protein binding. Gene Ontology annotation, biological process: Golgi organization. Lineage: Eukaryota; Metazoa; Chordata; Mammalia; Primates; Hylobatidae. The record is from RefSeq and is a predicted model, not a curated record.
UGCCAUUUUCCAGCCGCGCUCCCACAAGGGUCUAGGCGGCCGUUAGAGGCAGAGCCGCGAAAGCUCGGCUGGGCGGCCCUGCUGGGUAGUCGCGGCCGUGACAGCGGCUCCGGACAGGCUCCCCUUCCGCGCCCCUCCCGCCGUAGAUGAGUGGAAGAUGUCCGUGUCAGGGUUCAAGGCCAAACUGAAGUUUCUGGGUCUAUCUUCCACAAGAACCAGGAGCCGCCAGCCCCCGCUCACGCUCCACUGCAACAUGACUGUGAGGCGCCCGGCGGCCCCCUCGCGGGGCAGGGCGAGGGCAGAGACGGGGCGCCCGGAGUCCCAGGACAAAGGGGAGCCCGCCCCAGAGAGGCCCCGGUUCCCCGCCCCUUUCUCCUGCAACUGGCCUGGCCCCGGCCCGGGACUGCGGGAGGCUUGGGUGGGAGGAAACGGAGGGCGCGUCUCUCCGACUCCUGGCGUGGGGUAGGCUUGGGGGCUGUUGGCCCCUCUAGGCCUCCGUCGCCGCGCCCUGAGGUGGGAGCCCGCGACUGCCGGAGCCUUCUUGGGACCCAUGGUCGCCCUCAGUCGGCCAGCCUGCUCCGGAGACCGCGACAGGACGGUGCAGGGCGGCUCCGGCGUUUUUUGAGCUCAGGCAGGGAAGGGGAAAGACCUUUAAGAUUUUCGGUGUUUUGGCUGGGUGCAGUGGCUCACGCCUGUAAUCCCCCCACUUUGGGAGGCAGAGGCGGGCGGAUCACCUGAGGUCAGGAGUUAGAGACCAGCCUGGCCAACAUGGUGAAACCCCGUCUCCACUAAAAUAUACAAAAAUUAUCCGGGCGUGUUGGCAGGCGACUUAAUCCCCGCUAUUUGGGAGGCAGAGGCAGGAGAAUGGUUUGAACCCGGGAGGCGGAGGUUGCAGUGAAUCGAGAUCGAGCCGUUGCACUCAAACUUGGGGGAUAAGAGGGAGACUUCUCUCAAAAAAAUUUUUUCUUUUUUUUUUUUUUGAGGGAGUCUCACUCUGUCACCCAGGCUGGAGUGCAGUGGCGCGAUCUCGGCUCAUUGCAGCCUAUGUCUGUUGACAGUCCACAGGAUAAAGCGAUUCUGCUGCCUCAGCCUCCCAAGUAGCUGGGAUUACAGGCGCCUGCCACCACGCCUGGCUAACUUGUGUUUUUAGUAGAGACGGGGUUUCACCGUGUUGGCCAGGCUGGUCUCAAACUCCUGACCUCAAAUGACCCACCUCUGCCUCCCAAAGUGCUGGGAUUCCAGGCGUGAGCCACCGUGCCAGGACCCAAGGCCCUUAAGUUUUAAGCCUCAUUCUUCAGUCAGGUUUUCCUUGCUCCCGCGUGUUCAGCCAAUUGGUUUUAAGUUUGUGUUUAAGGAGAAAAUAACAAUGAAAACGGACUCCUUGAUGGAGGAAAGGUUGGAAUGCAGCCUCUGGUGCUGUUUGAGUGAUCCCUCUCCCCCGGGCCUGGCUGCGCACUGCUGUGUUCUGGAAAGGCGCAUUGUAUGGUAGAUGCUGCAGAAGAUCAUUCUGAAAGAUAAUGCCAACUUGGAACCUAGGAAAUCACCCAGUGGGUUUCUGCAGUUUAAAGAAUAUUGGCAGAGAAACAGCUGUAGAGUUACAGCAGGAGCAAAGAGGAACAGGAAAACAAAUGGCAGUAUCCCUGAGACAGCCACUUUUGGUGGUUGCCAGUCACCUGGGGAUUCAGCAACAGGUUUCCACGGGGAGGGCCCUACAUCAUCGGCUACCCUGAAGGAUCUGGAGAGCCCGUGCCAAGAACCAGCAGUAGUCUGGGAUUCAAGGUCCAUAAAAGUCAAUGAACUGAAGAACACCAUCGAAUCUUUGAAACAACAGAAUAAAGAAUUGGAACAUCAACUGGAAGAAGAAAAGAAAGAAAACAAGAAGAGACACCAGGCCGAAUGGGGGCUAAAACUUCAAAUCGCGGUAUUGAACACCGAGAAAAAUGAGCUCCACACGGACCUGUGUCGGACAAAAGGUGUUCUCAGACACUUUGAAGAAGAGUCCAAGGAUCUGGCAGGCCACCUGCAAUGCUCAUCACAGUGUAUUGGGGAGUUGGAGCGGGCUCUCUCUGCUGUCGCCACCAGACAGAAGAAGGAUAUCAGUUUCUCGAGCCGCAGUAGAGAACUUAGCUGGUGGCGGUUAAAGAAAUCCACAGAGGAGAAGGCACGGCUGAAAACACAGCUAACACGGUUGAAGGAGUUGCUGACCCAAGUCCAGUCAGAACGAGAUCAAUAUGCUUGCCAAAUAGAAGGAGAGAGGGCCCGGUGGCAGCAGAGUAUGAGCAAAAUGUCGCAGGAGAUUGACACAUUGAAAAUCUCAAAAAAUCUCUAUACGCAUCGGGUAGAGGAGCUGCAGUCCAAACUCAAAAAUCAGAUGGCUGAACCCUUGCCCCCGGAGCCCCCAGCAGUGCCCUCUGAGGUGGAGCUGCAGCACCUGAGGAAGCAACUCGAGAGAGUGGCAGGAGAGCUCCAGGCCCAGGUCGAAAAGAAUCAGCGCGCAAGUCUCCUGAACUGGGUCCAAGAUCAGAGCCUUCGGAAGCAGGAGGAGAGGCUUCAGGAACAGCAGAAGAAGCUUCAGCAGCUGGCCAAGCCACAGAGCGUCUUCAAGGAGCUGGAGCUCCUGGAAGCUGCCAGCAAGCAGAACCAGCAGCUAACAACCCAGUUUGGCCUCAUGGCUCUCCCUGGAGAAGGAGAUGGAGGAGAACCUCGGCCCAUGCCGAGCGUCCCAGAGGACCUGGAGAGCGGGGAGGCCACGAUCAGCUUUAUGGACCACCUGGAGGAGAAGGCAGACCUGAGUGAGCUGGUGAAGAAACAAGAAAUACGAUGCCAUCAGAAAAUCCAUCACCUUUUAAAAGAGCCAGGGCGCCAUGCCAAAGAUGCGGCACUGGGAGGAGGAGAUCAUGAGGCUGGCCCAGGACAGGAAGGAGAUGAAGGUGAAGCUGCUGGAGCUGCAGCAGAUGGUAUCGGGGCCUGUGGCAACUACAACAAUGGGCACAGAAAAUUCCUGGCCGCUGCCCAGAACCCUGCUGAUGAGCCCGGUCCAGGAGCCCCAGCCCCCCAGGAGCUUGGGGCUGCAGACAAGCAUGGUGAUCUUUGUGAGGUGAGCCUCACCACCUCUGCGCAAGGAGAGGCCAGGGAGGGUCCUCCCUGUGACAACCCUACUGCACAACCGAUCGUGCGGGACCACCAGGAGCACCCAGGCUUGGGCAGCAUUGGCUGUCUUCCAUUCUUUUGCUGGGCUUGGCUGCCGAGAAGAAGGAGAUAAACAUCAUCAUCAUCAAAGAGCUGGCCAAGAAAUUUUUAAUUAAGAAACCAAGUUAUGGGGUUAAUCUCCGACACAAUUCAUUUCGUUCAUUUGAAUGUUAGAGCCACUCAUGAUUAUUUGUGUUUCUAAUUUAUAGUUUAAGUUUAUUUGUAAAAAGUUAAAAGAGAGUGGGUCUCUGUGGCUUUCACUGAUGUUCACUCUGGCAUCCUUUAGUAUUUUUCUUUUUUAAUUUCAUAAUUGUAGGUCAUUAGCAUGCAUAUCGAGUUUGCCCUUAUGUGGUGGGAGUUCAAACACGCAAAGACUCACUCUUUGCAAAAAAUUCUUCUCGUUGGUUUGGAAUAGGCUGCCAUACUUUUGUAAUGUCAUUGCGGCAUGUAUAUUCAUUACAGAAUUCAGAUAAAAUUUGCCUAUGUUCUGCUAGUGUUUGAUCUAAUCUUAAUCACAGUGAGCUCUUCAUUAGCUCCAUAUGUGCUUUGCCCCCAAGUGUGCACUGUUUAUUACUUUGUAAUAUGCCACUAUGAGUACUGACAUUUAGAGUUGUUCAAAGGCCGAGAACUGGAAACAGCCUUUCCUCCAUUUUCUGUGUAUUGGUGAUGGGAGUCAUAACCUUUUGGGGGAGCUUUUUAAAUCUCACAGAAGAGGAAAGUGGCCUGCUCCUGGCAGGUAUGUGCAGGAUAGAGUGUGUUUCAUCUGUCCCGGUGCCAAGAAUUAGCGCUGUAUUAUGGUGAUUCCCUUAGGAUUUGUAUGUGCUCUGGGCUCAUGAAGAUACUGCAUCACGAGCUGCAGCAGUUGUACUCUUUUUCGAUGACCUAAAAAGGGAUGAUUUCUGAGGAAUGAAAGGCUCCCAUCAUUGACUGUGGAUGUGGAAAACCUUUCCUAGCUUAGAGCAUUUGUAUCUAUAAUACGUUUUAAAGUCAGAGUUCAUGUUACCUGUUUUAAUCACAUGACUACAUGCCUCAGUACACAAAAGGGCACUGGUUGGCAUUCUUCUUAAUGUAUUUAGUGAAGAUCAUAAGAAAUCCUUUACGAGUCCAAAUGUCCCUGGAACAGGCAUACAGGCUCUAGCCAAGAAUGAAUUAGAGUGAAGGAAAGCUGUGUGACGCCUGGCAUUCCUCUCUGUCCACGGAGCUUCUUUGAGGCUUGAAGAUUGAUUUUACCAUCUAGACCUCUCUGGCUAAUACCUAUUCGUCAACCACCUUGGUUACUCUGACAUAGGAAUUUACUUCUUUUCCUUGAGUGGAAAACACUUUAAAAAAUAAUAAGAAACAUUAUUAUAAACUAAUACGUGUGAGAGUACUUAGUUGAAACAAAAAGGAAUUUUAGUAGACAGUAUUAUACUAUCUUUGAAAAUCAAGGAGAAAUUUAUGCAACUUAAAAUGUUUACAAACUGCAGUGCAAUCUACUGUUUGUGAAUGUCGAUGUAUUAUUAGGAAACGUGUCUAUACAAUCACACAGUUAUAUUUUCUCACAAACUUCUUUACGAAGAGUGAAAUAUGUUUCUGUACCUCUCGGUUUCAGUUAGGGACAUGUUUUGUGCAAUAUGUGUGUGACUGUGCCUAUGCGUGAUGAAUGAAUGCAUUUCAGUCAUAUAUUGCCUAAAUCAUAACUUGAUGAUGCUUGGGAAAGACUCAACAGUUCAAAGUUCAUGAAGUUCUAAUGUCUGUGUUCCAGAACACAUCACAUUAUUAGGACGUAGGGAGAUAUGUAUGUGUGCUCCCUGGGGUGGGGAUUUCUAGUUACUAGACCAUCUCCAGAUUUAGCAUUUGGCAUCCUCCUGAUACUUCUAUGACAUUAACAGGAGAGCAACAAUAUGAUUUAACCAAUGGAAUAACAGAUUUGCUGGCAUUCACUGAACGAGGGCAAAUAUUCGGUCCUUGUGACUUCAACUGACUCUUCCAAAUUUUAUGAAUGUAUCAAUGUAUUAGAUAAACCCAGUUUCAGAAUGAUAAAGAAAAAAUGUUGGACCAAAUAAUGCGGCUAAUUAACAGUGGUACGAUUUCUAGCCCGUGGGUUUAAAAUGCACUUAAAGUCCUGUUCUUGCCUUUUAUUUUCUGAACUUGCCGCUUUUGCAUUCUUUGAGUUCAGUUUAAAGACAAUUACUUUAAGAGCAUUUUAAACCCUCGGGCUAGGAAUCGGACCACUGUUAAUUAGCCACAUUAUUUGGUCUAACGUUUUUUCUUUUAUCAUUCUGAAACUGGGUUUAUCUAAUACAUUGAUAAAUUAUUUCAAAGGUACUUUUAUCUUUGAAAUCACUUCACUUUUACCAUGAUGAAUAUCAGUGACUAGGAAUGACCUUCAGAUAGCGUUUAGCAUCUGUAACCAAUCUGACAAUAAUGUGUUCAUCAGGUGCCUAUGGAUUAAAUCACACACUGGCAUAUUUAAGCUGAAAGUCAGUCUGGAAAAUAAAUUUACCAUAUUGACUGAAAUAGCACUCUUUGUAUAGGUAUUUGUCAUAUAUUUAAGAAAAAGCUAAAAAGAAUGGAAAUUGUAUGAGAAUAACUUCCGUCUUUCUUCAAACUGCAAGCCGUCUUUUGCGAUACCUCAUUCAGCCGAGUAUUUGUGCUCUUCCUCAUUCAGUGUAAGGCAGCUCUCAGUUUGCUUAGAAGGCAACAUUGGAAGGUUACAGUUCAUCAGAAACAUAAAAUUUUAAAAUGUGAGUUCCACUGAACACAUUUUAAUUUCUGCAUGAAAAUCAAAACACCAAUUUGAAGAUUGCAGUAUGUAAUAAUUACUUUAAAAGUAUUUGAUUAAACCUGAUAGAUUUUCCAGAAAUGAAAAAAUAUCAGCUCUAAAACCAAAGCUGAAUUUUAGAAAAUUUGAAAAUGUAAAUCAGUCCUAUCCAUAAUAUAGUUUCUCUAAAACUUUAUCUUGAAGAGUCAUUUUAAAAUAAUAUAGCUAAUAAAAAAUGUAACUGCUAUCUUAAUGUUCUGAAAUAAGUUAAAACAUUUUAAAAUAUGAAUACUGCAGUACAAAAGAAAGAAACGGUGGGAAGGAAAAGCAGAGAAAGAAAUGCCAAUUCCAGUCCAAAGCUUUAUUUGCCAAGUUUUCUUAGAAUGAAUUUUACUAAUUUAUGAAUUCUUGUAAACAGAAUGUGUAAUGGAAAUACUGAAAGAUUUUUCCCUAGAGUGGCAUUAUUGACUGCUGAUGUGAUGCUACUGUAAUGUAAUAAAUUAUUAAAUUGUUUCAAAGUGUU